AUGGCCGGAGGCGAAGAAGAAGAGGUGAAGCUGCUGGGCACGUGGGCGAGCCCGUUCGUCCUGCGAGCGCAGCUUGCUCUCAGCUUCAAGGGUGUGAGCUUCGAGAACGUCGACGAGGACCUCGGCAGCAAGAGCGACCUCCUCCUGCGCUCCAACCCCGUGCACAAGGCGGUGCCCGUGCUCAUCCACAACGGCAGGCCCGUCUGCGAGUCGCUGGUCAUCGUGCAGUACGUCGACGAGGCCUUCGCCGGGCCGCCCCUCCUCCCCGCCGACCCCCACGAACGCGCCGUCGCCCGCUUCUGGGCAGCUUUCAUCAUGGACGAGCUGGUGGCGCCAUGGCAAAAGGUGUUCAGGGCUAAGACCGAGGCGGAGAAGGCCGAGGGGAUGGAGCAGACGCUGGCGGCGGUGGAUGUCCUGGAGGGGGGCCUCAAGGAGUGCUCCAAGGGCGGGAGCUUCUUCGGCGGCGACAACGUCGGGUACGUCGACGUCGUGCUGGGCGGGGCCGUGCCGUGGGUCUACGGGACGGAGGCGCUCUCCGGUACGAUGCUCUUCGAUGCCGGCAGGGUCCCGCUUCUGGCAGCGUGGUUGGAGCGCUUUGGUGAGUUGGACGCGGCCAAGGCGGUCAUGGCGGACGUCCCGACGAGGCUGGUCGAGCUCGCCAAGAUGAAGCAGGCGGAGGCCGCUGCCGCGGCCGCAGCUGCGGCUGGAGAUUGCUAA
Messenger RNA from Triticum turgidum subsp. durum (durum wheat), 717 nucleotides. The record is from the annotation of a GenBank genome assembly. NCBI's taxonomy places the organism in Eukaryota, Viridiplantae, Streptophyta, Magnoliopsida, Poales, Poaceae.